Molecule: messenger RNA, 1816 nt
Organism: Globicephala melas (long-finned pilot whale)
Lineage: Eukaryota; Metazoa; Chordata; Mammalia; Artiodactyla; Delphinidae
Gene: NUDT16
Product: nudix hydrolase 16
Biological process (GO): sno(s)RNA catabolic process; mRNA catabolic process
Cellular component (GO): nucleus
Molecular function (GO): phosphodiesterase decapping endonuclease activity; snoRNA binding
Source: RefSeq, a predicted model, not a curated record
GGCCCCCUGGACAGCCGAGCGGGGAGGUCCGGUUAUGGCCGGGAUGCGCAGGCUGGAGCUGGCGGAGGCCUUGCAGCUGGGGCCGGGCUGGCGGCACGCGUGCCACGCGCUGCUCUACGCGCCGGACCCGGGGUUGCUCUUCGGCCGCAUCCCGCUGCGCUACGCAGUGCUGAUGCAGAUGCGCUUUGAUGGGCGCCUGGGCUUCCCCGGCGGCUUCGUGGACUUGCGGGACUGCAGCCUGGAGGACGGGCUGAACCGCGAGCUAGGCGAGGAACUGGGCGAGGCCGCGGCCGCCUUCCGCGUGGAGCGUGCCGAUUACCGCAGCUCGCACGCCGGGUCCCGGCCGCGCGUCGUGGCGCACUUCUACGCCAAGUGCCUGACCCUGGAGCAGCUGACUGCGGUGGAGAUGGGCGCGCCGCGCGCCCGGGACCACGGGCUGGAGGUUCUGGGCCUGGUACGGGUGCCCCUGUACACCCUGCGGGAUGGUGUGGGAGGCCUGCCUGCCUUCCUGGAGAAUACGUUUAUUGGAAAUGCACGGGAACAGCUGCUGGAAGCCCUCCAGAACCUCGGACUGCUGGAACCUGGCUCUUUCGCACGCUUAAAGUUCUCAGCUCGUCCCUAGAGGCUGUCCUCCACAAACCCAUGGAACCUGCCUGAGAUCAGGGCCUUUGUCCUGGGGAGGGAGGGAGGAAAAAGGGAAUGUUUUCUCUUCUGGGCCUGGGCCUGAUAGAUGAUAACAGAUUAAAAGGAAAAGGUGUGUAGUGUGUUCUGAGCAGAGGGCCACGUGGCGACUCAUGGCGUCAGUGGCAAAAGUCCGCAGCUCAUCCUGGGCGCCCUGGCAGAUUCACAGAGCCUGCAUCUUCCCUGUACAUGUGCGCACAUACAGCCUAAUGGCCCCCAGACACGCACUCACACACAAGCUGAUGCCUCCCCCAUCCCUUGCCGUGUCCAUUUUAAGCAGGAAGUGGCACGUGUGGGGCAUAGCUUGUCGCCAUACCCAUCUCCUUGCUGGGGAGGAGCUUCUGAACCAGAGAGGCUUUCUCCCCACACUCCUACAUGGCUGUUCCCAGGGUCUAGCCCAGCCCAUGCUUGUUGGGGAGGACAGAGAAGCAGAGGACCCGUUUUCCCCCUGAAAGUAGUUGCAUCCUUGCCUGGGGGUUGGCCAGAGCAGUAUCCCCCCGAAAGGGUGGUAGAGGGCCCUAACCUACCCCCUGCCCUCUUCUGAAACUGAGCAGAAGGGGUGAGGAAAAGGUUUGGCCUCCUUGGACUGACCUUGGACUCGAGACCCCUGGGUUCUGGUGCAUUUCCUCCAGGGCUUUCACUUGGGAUCCCUUAGACUCUGGAGACAGUGAAGGGAGCUGGUCCAGCCCUGAUCUAGACCUGCCCCAAUAAAAAAGAGCCUCCCAGUAAAGAAGGGCUUAUAGCCGGGCCUCAAAGCCCUUCAGUUCCUUCAACAAAUUAGCUGUAUGAGGUAUUGGUGAUCUAGGGAUGAGAGAGCCAUAGACCGCUCUCCGUGCAGCCAGGAAACUUCUUAAAGGGCCAAAUGGUAAAUAUUUUAGGCUUGGUGGGGCACAUGGUGUUUAUAGCAAUUGCAUAACUCUGCCAAGUCAGAAGUAGUAGUGGACAAUACAUAAAUCAGUGGGUGUGGCUGUGUUCCAAUAAAACCAUUUAAAAAGGGAUGUGGCCAGCCUGUGGGCCACAGUUUGCCAACCACUGCUCUAGAAAUGAAGAUAAGAUUAAUUAAAUUAUGAUGCUUAUUUACUUCUUUUAUUUAUGUCUGUGUUAAGAAGGAAAUAAAGGAUUGCUACGGGUCCCA